GUCCGGAGGAAGAGGAGGGGCGUGCUCCACCGGAGAGCCGACUGGGUGGUUUAGGGGUUUGUUAGCGUGCGGGAAGCUUCCCUAGAAUGAAAGGGAGACUCACAUUCAACAGGGAAUCAAAUUAAAAUUACACCAGACCCAGAGUCUAGAACUCAAGGUGCUACACUCUGGGCGUGUGUCGUCACUUGUGUGCGAGGCCUUCGGACAUGGGAAAGUCGAGUUCUGAUUGGGCGGCGCCGUAAAGGUGGGGGGGACUGCUACCCGAAUGUUACUCUGAUCCUGUCUGCCUAGCAGCAUGAGGCAUCGCACCCUAAGCUCCAGCCCGGCCCUCUGGGCCGCUAUCCCGUGUCCACGCUCUGAGCUGCGUCUGGACUUGGUUUUAGCUUCUGGUCAGUCCUUCCGGCGGGACAUUGGUAAGACAGGAAGGACCUUAAAGAGUUCAAGAUGGGUAACGGUGCUAGGGAUGUCUGCUGGGGUGCCCAGGUGGAAGGAGCAAAGCCCUGCUCACUGGAGUGGCGUGCUGGCAGAUCAAGUGUGGACACUGACUCAGACCGAGGAUCAGCUCUAUUGCACCGUGUACCGGGGAGACAGCACCCAGGUCGGCAGGCCCACCCUAGAGGAGCUGGAAUCCCUACACAAGUACUUUCAGCUAGAUGUCAGCCUGGCUCAGCUAUAUAGCCAUUGGGCUUCUGUAGACUCCCACUUCCAAAGAGUGGCCCAGAAAUUCCAAGGUGUGAGACUGCUGAGACAAGAUCCCGCUGAAUGUCUUUUCUCUUUCAUCUGUUCCUCCAACAACAACAUUGCUCGAAUCACUGGCAUGGUGGAACGGCUAUGCCAGGCCUUUGGACCUCGACUCAUUCAGCUUGAUGAUGUCACUUAUCAUGGCUUCCCAAACCUUCAUGCCCUGGCAGGUCCAGAAGUAGAGACUCAACUCAGGAAGUUGGGCCUGGGGUACCGUGCCCGCUAUGUAUGUGCCAGUGCCAAAGCCAUCCUCGAAGAGCAAGGUGGGCCAGCUUGGCUGCAGCAGCUUCGAGUGGCCCCUUAUGAAGAGGCCCACAAGGCCCUCUGCACCCUGCCAGGGGUGGGCGCCAAGGUGGCUGACUGCAUCUGCUUAAUGGCCCUUGACAAACCCCAGGCUGUGCCUGUGGACGUCCAUGUGUGGCAGAUUGCCCAUCGUGACUACGGCUGGCAUCCUAAGACAUCCCAGGCUAAGGGCCCGAGCCCUUUGGCCAACAAAGAACUGGGAAACUUUUUCCGGAAUCUGUGGGGACCUUAUGCUGGCUGGGCCCAAGCAGUGCUGUUCAGUGCUGACCUUCGCCAGCCAAACCCAUCUCGGGAGCCACCAGCAAAACGCAAAAAGGGAUCUAAGAGGCCAGAGGGAUAGGUAGGGCCCAGGGGACAAAAGAUGUCAUUGAUAUUUUUCCCUUUGUUCUCCAUUUCUUUCCCUUGUCCCCACCCAGUCUCAUUCCUACUUCAGAGGCCAGUACCCCAAAUCAAACGGUCAAUUUUUACAACAGGGAGCAAGGAAGCUAUUUGAGCAAACAGAACUGUCUUGUUUUAUCUUCCCUUUAUUACAAGAAAGAACAAUAAAAUAGAAACAUUUGUAUG
Messenger RNA from Mastomys coucha (southern multimammate mouse), 1608 nucleotides. RefSeq names its product 8-oxoguanine DNA glycosylase (gene Ogg1). The transcript has 7 exons. Gene Ontology annotation, biological process: base-excision repair, AP site formation; nucleotide-excision repair; base-excision repair. Lineage: Eukaryota; Metazoa; Chordata; Mammalia; Rodentia; Muridae. Gene Ontology annotation, molecular function: damaged DNA binding; 8-oxo-7,8-dihydroguanine DNA N-glycosylase activity. Gene Ontology annotation, cellular component: nucleus. The coding region runs from base 296 to 1384 and encodes 362 amino acids. The record is from RefSeq and is a predicted model, not a curated record.